AUGAAAAUUGAGGUUACUUUUCACGACUUAUGUUUUUUUUUUUUAAAUAUUUCCAGGUCUCGGGAGAAGUUGAGGAAAAUUUGAACGCGCUUAACAUUUCUCACAGUGCGCGGAAUGUGGAUGAAGCUUUGCAAAUAUUGGACGCCGGUGAUUCGGAAGACUUGGACCGGCAUCCAGAAAAACGAAUGCGAGCCGCUUAUCUGGUUCGUAUUGAUUUUUCAAACUGAAUGUGAAAGAAGGCUUUUCCUAUGUACUCAGAUGCGUUAAACGUUUAUUUUUUCGAAUAGAAUGGUCCAGAAUAUCUUAUAACAAAUAUUUCAAGCUGACUCGAAUUUUAUACUUUCAGCGUUUUUUUUUUAGAAAAAAGUUUUCUAAUUGGCAGCGCCCUAAGUUAAUAUAAAACUUUACCAAUCUAAGAAAAAGUUUAGGGGGUCCCGAAAAUCUAGUUUAGGACUCCUAUAGGGGUUAAUUAAAAGGGGCCUCUAUAGGGGUUAGGAUCAAAUUUUCACUGUACUUCGGUUACUCAUUAUCGUCCCUUACUCUUUCAGAAAAAAACUCCCUUUGAAUAAUUUCAAAAAAAUUAGCCCUCCCCCUAGGUGCCCCGAAUAGUUUAGUGGGUUCAAGGGAAGCUCCGGAGCCUCCUAUUUUAUCCCCCUCAAAUUUAUUUUCUCUCUGCGGAGACCCCUAUUUUAUCCCCUAUCGGGGCUCCGAAUCGGCCAAAUCUCUAUCGGGGCCCCCUAAACUUUUCUUAGAUUGGCAGCGCCUUAAAUUAAAAUAUAUCUUUGGAAAUUGGCAGGGCCCAAAAUAAAUUUUCAACAUUUGCGCCAAUGAUAAAAUUGGAAAUGGCAGUGCCCAAAUUUAACACAGGCCAGUUUUUAGGCUCUAAAAAAAGUCUCUGAGAGUUCAUGUGAUUCUUUUUUCACAAAUCUUUAAAGCAGAUUUGCUAGAAAUCCAUCAAAAUUUUUUUCGAAAUCAAGCAUUUUUGAAGGCGUACGAGGAAAAGCGGUUGCCGGAGCUGAAAACCGAACACCCGACCUAUCGACUCUCACAGCUCAAACAACUAUUGAAGAAGGAAUGGCAGAAGCACCCCGAAAAUCCUUUAAAUCAACGUCUGGCCGCUAUGUCAAAAUGA
Messenger RNA from Caenorhabditis auriculariae, 1132 nucleotides. The record is from the annotation of a GenBank genome assembly. Lineage: Eukaryota; Metazoa; Nematoda; Chromadorea; Rhabditida; Rhabditidae.